AUGGACUCUCCCCCGACAGAGGUGACACUUCUGCCUGCCAUGGACGAGCACAGACAGGCAGACGAUGACGAGCAAGGCCAGUGCCUGGAAGAGCCUCAUAUCAGUCUGCCAGCGCAUACAGCCUUCCAGAUGACUCAGACUAACGGAUACGGUCAUCCCAGUCAUCAGGCACAGGCUAGCUUUGGCGAUGCGAGCGAUCUCUUUCGAUCAACUGGGCCAGGCCAAGCUGAGCCUGCUUUCGAGUUUGCUCCUUCCGCCGAGCCGGACACAAACGACAGCGCUGGCUUGACUGAAGAAGCCAGAGCGCCGGUGACGGUCACGAGCACGAGCAACGGCGUGCUGCCCGAGCAAGGGCACCACGCUCAUGAGCAUCUGUCCAACGGCCACACUCCUGCGGCAACGCUACCUGUAGCCGACUUGCGCAAGCUUUCGCUAGACCAGCCACGCUCCUCUGCAGAGACCUCGCGCAGCUCAGAAGUCACGUCACCUGUACAUACCAGCAAAGCCAUCCUGACGAGUCUCUCUCAUGGAGACGCGCCUGGCGCGACAGAGGGAUGGCCAGGCGAAGCAGAGGACCGACUGGUUGCGCUCGAGCAAGAGCUAGAGCAGACCAGGCAGGAUAAGGCCACCGUCGAAGCUCAGUACCGGUCGCUGCUCGACAAGCUGACCCAGAUGCGAUCCACAGUCACCGCUCGCUUUCGUGAAGAUGCAGAGGAACUUGAGAAACGAGCGCAGCAGGUCGCUACGUUACAGGCGAGCAACGAAGACUUGCACGAAGCUGUCGAGACGCUCAAGACUGAAUUGAUCGCCUCGAACGAAGAUAAUGCGAAAGCGCAUGCCGAACUAGAACACAUCCAGUCUCGCGCGGCAGACUCCCAACGGCUCGGCGCAGAAGAGCUGUCAAUCCGCGAGGCGGCUUUCAAGGAUCUACAAGAUGAUGUGGAGAAGAUGAGGCUGGCCAAGGAAGCUUGGGAAGCCGAAGCGAUGCGGGAGAGGAUAGAGAGGGAGACUGCUCAGGCGACUCUGCAGGUCAUCGAUAGAGAGAUCAGCACUCUCAAGAGGGACAAGGAUGCCAUGCAGGCCGAUAGAGAUAGAUAUGCCGAGAGCGCAUCCAACCUGCAGACCGUUCUCGAAGAGUUUCAGGAGGGCAAAGACCGAGAACUGCAAAAGUCGCUGGGCGAUCUGCAGACUCAGCUCGAUACGACGAUCGACUCUCUCGCCCAUUUCAAGCACCGCGCGCUACAAGCAGAGACGCGGCUCGGCGAAGCACAAGCAGACAGCGAAAAGGUCGCUAUGCUGCUACAGGAAGUCAAAGACAAGAAUACCCAGAUAGGCAAGCUGCGUCACGAAGCGGUCAUACUGAAUGAGCACCUUCGCGAAGCCUUACGGCGGCUCAAGAAGGACUCCAACGAUAGCAAUGUCGACAGACGGCUCGUCACCAACGUCUUGCUCACUUUCUUCAACACGCCCAGGGCAGACUCGAAGCGAUUCGAGAUGCUACAACUUCUCGCUUCCAUCUUAUCGUGGUCGGAUGAGGACAGAGAGAAGGCGGGCCUGCAAAGAGCGGGCACGGGCGAUCCUCGCAGGGCCCAAAGCAGGCCGAAGGGUCACGCGAGAACGAAAGCGCAGACGGUCGAUGACAGCUUAGCGGAGGGCGAAUCCUUCUCUGCACUGUGGAUAGAGUACCUUCUCAAGGAGUCGGGAGCCGCGUCAGCGAAUAUGACUGCAGGCGCUCCGCCGCCAUCAUUUUCGCCCAACCAGUCAGUCAUAUCGCCUUCUGCUUCCUCAGUCGGGGGCAAUCCAUCUCGACAGACCCGCUUCCCCUUUCCGCAGCCGACCUCGCCAACGUCUCCGACAUCGACUUCAAGGCGGCCUUCACUUAGCCAGGGGCGACCGAGUUUCUCGUUCCAUGCAGCUCUGACGACAGAGGCACCGCCGCUAUCGGCAAGGAUACCUUCCGAUCACGGCAAGUAA
Molecule: messenger RNA, 1974 nt
Organism: Mixia osmundae IAM 14324
Lineage: Eukaryota; Fungi; Basidiomycota; Mixiomycetes; Mixiales; Mixiaceae
Exons: 3
Coding region: 1-1974 (657 amino acids)
Biological process (GO): endoplasmic reticulum to Golgi vesicle-mediated transport; Golgi organization
Cellular component (GO): Golgi apparatus
Molecular function (GO): small GTPase binding
Source: RefSeq, a predicted model, not a curated record